UUCAACACCUCUAAAGUAAGGGAAAGAAGAGCCUGGGUUCCUCGGACUGUUUCCACAGAAAUCCUAUUCAUUUGCUAUUGUUUUCUUCUCACCUUGAGGGAAAAAAGCACAGUGCUUCACCUGCAAACUGCUAAGAUGUCCAAGGUAGCCAAAUACAGAAGGCAAGUCAGUGAGGAUCCAGAUAUUGACAACUUGUUGUCCACUUUGUCUGCAGAGGAGAUGGAGGAGCUAGAAAAAGAGCUGGAUGCAUCUGAUUCAGAUGGAACCAUCCCUGUGGGGUUGCGGCAGAAAGCCCAAACUGACAAGCAACCUAGUGGCAAGUACAACCGAGAGGCAAUGCUCAACUACUGUGAAAAGGAAACCAAGAAACUCAUUCGGAGGGAACAGUCGAUGGAUGAAGAGAAGGCAGCAGAGAAGAAGAAAGAAGCAAAGAUUCUUGAAGAAAAACAUAAGGAAAUUCAGAGCAAAGAUCUGAAAAAAAAUAGACUAUCUGACCUAGGAAAAGAAGGUGAAAAAAAAGAAAAUGUCCAGAAAGCACAUCAGAAAGGAAAGGAUGAACCAGAUAGUAAUAAGAAAACUGGGCAAGUCAAAGAGGAAAAGUCCUCCAGGGAUGAAAAGAAGUUCUCCAAAGAGAAAGAGAAAGCCAUAACAGGGGACAAAAAUGCAGCAGCAAAAGUGAGAGGGGAAGAAAGAGGUACAAUGACGAAGAACAAAUCCAUAGAAGACAAAGGAAAAGAGGAGAAGGCAGAAGGGUUGAAGAGAGGGACUGAGAAGGAUAGAAAGAGUGAAGAUAAAAAAGAAUCCGAAAAAACAGGAGAAAAGGGUUCAGCUUCAAAGCAAGGCUCAGAUAGAAAGAGAGAAGAUAAAAAAGAACCUGUGAAAACAGAAGAAAAAAGUUCGGUUUUAAAGCCAGACUCAAAAGUUGGCAGUGAGGAGAAAUCGCCACAAGUCAGCAAAGGGACUUCUGAGGCAAAGGCCUCUAAGUCAGAGCAAGAGAAAACGGUAACAGAGACUGCUGAAAGCAGCCCCUCUAAAUCUGCAGACAAUUCUUCUAGCCAGAGCAAGGAAGAGGAGGCCACCAGCUUCUUUGACGAACCCUUGGAAAAAGUGAAGAAUAAUGACCCAGAGAUGAUAGAGAUCAAUGUCAACAACUCCGACUGCAUCAACAACGAGAUCCUGGUGCGCUUUGCUGAGGCCUUAGAAUUCAACACUGUGGCCAAGGUCUUUGCACUGGCCAACACACGUGCCGACGAUCAUGUUGCUUUUGCCAUCGCUAUAAUGCUGAAAUCAAACAAGACGUUGACCAGCAUAAAUCUUGAUUCCAAUCACAUCACAGGCAAGGGGAUCCUGGCCAUCUUCCGCGCACUGCUGCAGAACAACACUCUGACAGAGCUGCGCUUUCACAACCAGAGGCAUAUCUGUGGAGGGAAGACGGAGAUGGAGAUAGCCAAGCUUUUGAAAGAAAACACCACCCUGCUGAAACUGGGUUACCACUUUGAGCUAGCUGGGCCCCGCAUGACGGUCACAAACCUACUGAGCAGGAACAUGGACAAGCAGCGACAGAAACGCCUGCAGGAGCAGAAACAGGCUCAAGAAAAGGGGGAGAAGAAGGACUUUCUCGAGGUGCCAAAGCCAGUAGGCCUGCUAGCUGGCUCACCUAAGGUUUCUCCACAAUCAUCCCCCCAAGCCUCCCGUUGGACUUCCCGUAAAACUGAUGCUAAGAAAGCUGGAGCCCCAAAUGCCCCUCCUCCUCCCCCACCUCCUCUGGCCCCUCCUCCUGCUCCUCCCCUGAUCAAUGAAAACAUACGGUUGUCUCUCUCCCCGGCAUCUCAGAGGAAGAUGGUGGAGAAAGCUCUUCCUCCACAAGAGAAGAACUCCAGAGACCAGCUUUUGGCUGCCAUUCGCUCCAGCAAUGUCAAACGUCUAAAGAAGGUGGAAGUUCCCAAAUUACUGCAAUAGGGAACGAAAUCUAGGUUUCCUGGAAUGAUGAGGUUGCCAAGGCUGAAUCACUGUGUUUGUCUCUCGGGUGACUGUUUACAUGAGAAGAACUCAGCAGGAGCCUGACCUGCACUAGUCCCAGAUGAGCAGUGUUCUCUGUGGGAUUGAAUUGGAUGGAUGAAUUGGAUGGGCUGCCAAGGAGGCAUUAUGUCAGGAAGAAGCAAUAUUUAUUUUUAGUGCUUUUUAAUCAUGAAACAUCUUUUUUCCCCUGAGAGGAGGGUUUGCAGAAGCUCAGAGUGUUGUAUAUCUGGGCCAUUUGUCCAGCUUUCCUUGUGGGAGUUUAAAAAGUAAAGUGGCAGAUACAUUGAGUCUUCAAGGAGUCUAUAUCUGGAGCAUGCCUGCUUAUCUUUCCCGUUACCAGGCAACAACACUGCAAUCACUUGCCACUAGAAAUAUAUCCAAGAGAAAAUCCACACUGGAGCAGCAGCACCAUGAGAAUGUGACUGGACCCGUCUUCAGCACAGAAGGAGUCCCAAAGAAACAGCACUGCAUUCAUGCAAUUAGCUGCUAGAUCUAACUGUCAGCACUCUUCCUGGAAUAUAAUGAGAGAGAAAUAUAAUGGGGGAGAAAUCACUGGGCCAAAUCCAGUUGUCCAAUGUCUCUGUGAUCUCAAAGAUACUAUUCCUCUAUGAUAGUCAAAGAUAGGCUUAUAUGGGCCAGGAUUUCCUUCGUUCACAGAAGAGAUGCAAAAAGCUCCUUAUGUGUCUCUCUGUGUUUUCAAUAUCUGCAUUAAGAGCUUCUUGUGGUACCAUGAAUCUAGCUGUAAGUAAGCAUGUGGCUGGGCAGUUAGGAAACCGAAUGGAUCACAGAUCACAUUGCUGAGGGGUGGAGCUAUCUGGUGUUUGCACUUCUGAAAUGAGCAGCAUUCUCCAAACUAGUUUUGGAUCCCGUAAGCUUACAGGCCUGAUGGGAGGGAAAGAGCAAGUUAAGGUUGGCCAUGUUUGAGAGGUGAUGGAAAAGGCAAGCAAUGGCUGUUGUGUAUGGAAUGGAAAAGAAAAGACUUGGAAGCCCAAAUUUGAAAAGUUUUGUGUAGCAUCUCCAGAGCUCAGGGAAAACACUGCCAACUGCUUAUUGACAUCUUCCUGGCACUUGGGCUCCAACAGCAUCACCAUAGGCAAGGUGACGCUAACCUAGGAGACAACACAAAACCCCUGCUUCAUAAAUGCCAGGGCUCACAUUUGCUAAAGACACAGCAAUAGGGUUGCUUUGGGGACCAGAAGGUUUCUGUGCCAGUUCUUCUUUUAAAAAUGCUGAUGCUGAUUUAAAGGGAAAGAGGGAUUCUGAAGGGAAAGGCAUUUGUGACCUAUGGGUCACUAUCUUCUAAACUAUGGUCAACAAGCCAUGGUGUGUGGACUAGGAGGAUACUGUGUCCUCCAACCAACCUAAGUGCCAGCUUCACUUCCCUGUCACUCCUCUUUCCAGGUCAGUGAAGACCAAUUUAUACAUUGCCUUUGCAGCAUGGUGGCCACUAAAAUACUCCCCUGUUGCUGGAUCCCAUAGUGUACUGGUAACAUAUGGAUAUCCUGCAUUACAUGGGUAGCCUUGAGCACAAGGAUACUUCCCACACCAACACCAGCAGCCCUGACCAAGGAACACCAGUGAGGGAUGUAGCCAUAUAAUUCAGGCUACCUAUGUGACCU
Messenger RNA from Elgaria multicarinata webbii, 3638 nucleotides. RefSeq names its product leiomodin 1 (gene LMOD1). Gene Ontology annotation, molecular function: actin binding; tropomyosin binding. Gene Ontology annotation, cellular component: myofibril; striated muscle thin filament; cytoskeleton. Gene Ontology annotation, biological process: pointed-end actin filament capping; actin filament organization; myofibril assembly. The record is from RefSeq and is a predicted model, not a curated record. The transcript is spliced from 3 exons. The coding region runs from base 136 to 1959 and encodes 607 amino acids. NCBI's taxonomy places the organism in Eukaryota, Metazoa, Chordata, Lepidosauria, Squamata, Anguidae.